Polistes dominula (European paper wasp) is the source of this 1770-nucleotide messenger RNA. Its product is annotated as ribonuclease H2 subunit C. NCBI's taxonomy places the organism in Eukaryota, Metazoa, Arthropoda, Insecta, Hymenoptera, Vespidae. The record is from RefSeq and is a predicted model, not a curated record. Gene Ontology annotation, cellular component: ribonuclease H2 complex. Gene Ontology annotation, biological process: RNA catabolic process.
AGAGAUUAUUCGAUAUUUAAUAUCAAUAUUAAUAAUAUUUUUUUUUGUCAUAUUUGACCUUUUUUUGGUGAAAACGUAUAGAAAACUUUAAGCAUGAAUAUACAAAUGCACGUCCAAGAUGUAGAUCAGGAAGAGUCCACUAUACAUUUAAUGCCAUGUAAAAUACAUUUUGAUGGACCAGCUAAUGUUUCAUCCUUUUUUCAACCAUUCAUACAUGAAACAGAUAAUGAAAACUGUAGUAUAUCAUUUCGUGGGCGUCCACUUCAAGGAAAGAAAAUUCAAAUUCCUAAAGAUUAUAAAGGUAUAAUCUUUUUUGAACAUAAAAAACCGGCUGUUGAAGACAUACAACGUAAUUUAUAUUCGAACAGCUUCUUCUCAGAAUUUACAUAUUGGAAUUACGACAAGAUACCGUCUAAAAAUGAUGCCUUAGCUGGAGCAUUAGAUUGGAUCGACAUUGCAGAAGUAGUAAGAUUUUCAUUAAAAUUAAAUUAAUUAAUUAUCAAUGCAAUUGUGAUAACUACGUUGUUGCAUUUUUCAGCUUCAUGGUACAGAUAAGUAGCAGAACUUUAUUUUUAAAAAUGAAUUAAUUUUAUAGGAAAUUAAAAUUUUUACUUUUGAUACAAAAUAUUAAAAUAAAAAGAUUCUCCAAAACUGACUUGUAAAUUACUUUAUUCUAUAAACGUCGAAGUAUGAUACUUGUAUAUUAUUAAAGCAUACGCAUACAUAUUUUAAAUAUCUUACAAUUGUCUUGUAGUCGGUUAAAAGAGAAUUUUAAGUUAAAUCUUAUUACAUGUUAAUCUAUCCAACUGACCAAGAUGAAAAAGAUACAAAUCAUUGUUUUAUCAAGAUAAAAUGUUUACAGUUUUAGAGCAUAUUGAAUUUUGCUGAUAUAAGAUAUUGCUACAUAUAAUAUAUAAUGUUGUAGAUUUAAAUAUGUUUGUACCUCUUUAAGUUAAAAAUAUGUAAAUACCACACAAAAAAAUAUCAAAAUAACUGCCUCUAAUUGUAACAAUCUGCAUCGCAUAUAUCACUUUGUGUGAAAUAUAUGACGUUAUAACAAAAAAUCAAUAUAUUAGUUAAUCAACAUAAACUAUAACAUAAUUAUUAACAAUGUAUAUGAUUAUUAUAUGUAUACAUAUUCAAUGAGCCGUUUCAUUAAUGUCUAAUAAUGCAAUGUAAUUAGUAGCGAUAAUAUUAGAGGUACAAAAUGUACAAUCCAGUCAGACAAAACAAAAACUCAUUCAUAUUUGUAUUUACAAUAUUUGUCCUUUUCUUAUCUAAUGAAAUCUAUGAAGAUAUUCUAUUAAUACAAAAAUUGCAAAUAAAGCGUUGAUAAAAGAUAUAUAUGUGAUAUACUACUAAGCUAAUAAGUAGAUGUGAAUAUCAAAUAACAUCUACUCUCAGUUUUAUCGUAAAGUUAAGGAUUUCUACAAGAAUUAUUUACAAUGGCUUAAAUAAUUUGAAAUCAAAACAUUAAUUCAAACAUAAGCUUGUAUCAUAUCGUUUGAAUUUUUAAUGUCUCUUAUAUAUGAAUAACGAAACGUUAAAGUUCAAACGAAAAUUUUAAAUUUGUCUAAAGCAAAAGAAAUAUACUUGUUCGUAAACUACAAGUGCGUAUAAUCGAUAGAUGAUUUGUUUAUGGUUAAAACAUGAUCGUACAAUGUUCGAUCCCGAUAUGUUUCAAAAAGAUCUACCAUCCUUCUUUUUAAAUUUUAUUAGAAAGUAAGAGGGUUAUAGAUUUUAUUUUACUUAUUUUUAAAUAACAAAGUA